Messenger RNA from Tinamus guttatus (white-throated tinamou), 801 nucleotides. The record is from RefSeq and is a predicted model, not a curated record. NCBI's taxonomy places the organism in Eukaryota, Metazoa, Chordata, Aves, Tinamiformes, Tinamidae.
AAGUAUGGCAGAAGAUGCCAAACCUCUCUUCAUUCCUGUGGGAGGUGAUGAAAGCAAUUAUGGAAUCAUGAAUAUACAGUUUAAUCCAGAAGAUUUUAAAUGCAAAAGACCAUUCCAUGUAGAGCCUACGAACAUAGUUAGCGUGAAUGGAUACAGAGUCACUGAUGAAGCUUCAGCAAUGAAUAAGAGGAUUCAUUACUACAGCAGGCUUGCCUCUCCUGCACACAGGGCUCUGAUUGCUCCUGAUCAUGUACUUCCAGCACCUGAUGAGAUCUAUGUGUACAGUCCAUUAGGAACUGCUUUUAAAAUUGACAGUUGCACAGAUGGCCAUGGUAAAAACUCCAGUAUAGUGACAAUAUUUAUGAUAUGGAAUACAAUGAUGGAUACAUCUAUAUUAAGUAUCCCAUGGGGAAUAAAACAGGUAAAACUAGGAAAAAAUGUGCUUAUAAAAAUGUUUUCUGCUGAAUUUACUUCUGGAAUCAUUCUCAUCUUACUGAUGGGCAUUUUGACACUUUAUUGCUGUUACAGAGUUGUGAAAUCAUGGAAAAUGAUAUCUUUAAUAGAUACCUCACCCUGGGAAUUUCCAGAUGUUUGCAAGUAUUAUUUUGGAUCCUUUGGUCAAUGGUCAAGCUUCUUGUUUUCUAUGGUGUCACUUGUUGGAGCCAUGGUAGUUUACUGGGUGCUGAUGUCUAACUUUCUGUUCAACACAGGAAAGUUUAUAUACAGCAAGUAUUAGUAUAUAGUUAAGAUUUACAGCUAUGUUGUCUAAAGAUCAAGACUUUGCUUUACGUUAACAUAAAA